Pediculus humanus corporis (human body louse) is the source of this 474-nucleotide messenger RNA. RefSeq names its product M-phase phosphoprotein, putative. Bases 1 to 474 code for a protein of 157 amino acids. The transcript has a single exon. Gene Ontology annotation, biological process: maturation of 5.8S rRNA. The record is from RefSeq and is a predicted model, not a curated record. Lineage: Eukaryota; Metazoa; Arthropoda; Insecta; Psocodea; Pediculidae.
AUGACGGCCAAAGAUCCGGAAAGGAAAAAAUUAUCGAAAGCGAUACUUCAAAUGAAAUUCAUGAAAAAAAGCAAAGACAGGUUCGACAAAGAGCGAGAUUUGGAAGAGGGAAGAGCCAUGUUUGCGAGCGAAGUGACCGAAGACAUGAGAACGAGCGGCAGUAAAAUAAUAAUAGAACCCAGUUACGUGCCGUGCGAGAAUUUGAUAACGGGAAGACUUUCUUAUCACGGAAUGAAUCCGGAAAUCGAAAGGUUGUUGUUUGCGGAAAAAAAACAAUCGAACGAAUUGAAACGGGAGAGAGUCGAGGAUAGCGACCAAGUGGACGUGAGCGAUGUGGAAAUGGCUCGAAGGUACACGUCGUUGGUGGGAACUCUGUCGAACAGAUUCAAGAGUAAAAAUAAUAGGAAAGCCAAAUCCGAGAGGAGCGAACCGCCGGCAAAAAAGGCGAAAUUUUUAAAACCGAACGAUGAUUAA